UACCCGGCACUCCGCUGUGGAAGCGCAGACCGCGACCUGCAGCCAUGCCCGAGCCGGCCAAGUCCGCCCCCGCGCCCAAGAAGGGCUCCAAGAAGGCGGUGACCAAGACGCAGAAGAAAGGCGACAAGAAGCGCAAGAAGAGCCGCAAGGAGAGCUACUCCAUCUACGUGUACAAGGUGCUGAAGCAGGUGCACCCCGACACGGGCAUCUCGUCCAAGGCCAUGGGCAUCAUGAACUCCUUCGUCAACGACAUCUUCGAGCGCAUCGCCGGCGAGGCGUCGCGCCUGGCGCACUACAACAAGCGCUCCACCAUCACGUCGCGGGAGAUCCAGACGGCCGUGCGGCUGCUGCUGCCCGGCGAGCUGGCCAAGCACGCCGUGUCCGAGGGCACCAAGGCUGUCACCAAGUACACCAGCUCCAAGUAGGGCGUCUCGGACCGUCACUCAACCCCAAAGGCUCUUUUAAGAGCCACCAAUUUUUUCAAGUAAAAGGGCUGAAUUGCUUUUUGUGGGGGAGGUAUGUAAAGAGCUUAACAUUUACGCAUUAAUUAGCCGAUCGGGUGCUCCUCUUUGGCAAGUAACCGUAUUUUACUUACGCGUAGUGUAUUACCUUCCCUGUUAAAAACCUGUAAUCUGGUUCCCUUUUAAAAGGGACUUGUUACAGCACCAACUUUUCAAGUCCCGUGGAGAAGGUGAAAUUGUUUUAAGCCUAAGGGUUAAAUGCCAUUUGUUUUGAACACUUAACACUUACUUACAGUGCACUACAGCAGUAAAAUAAAGGAGGUUUUUUUCAGUUA
Molecule: messenger RNA, 796 nt
Organism: Oenanthe melanoleuca
Lineage: Eukaryota; Metazoa; Chordata; Aves; Passeriformes; Muscicapidae
Product: histone H2B 1/2/3/4/6
Exons: 1
Coding region: 45-425 (126 amino acids)
Cellular component (GO): nucleosome
Molecular function (GO): structural constituent of chromatin; protein heterodimerization activity; DNA binding
Source: RefSeq, a predicted model, not a curated record